Molecule: messenger RNA, 1899 nt
Organism: Phaeoacremonium minimum UCRPA7
Lineage: Eukaryota; Fungi; Ascomycota; Sordariomycetes; Togniniales; Togniniaceae
Product: putative major facilitator superfamily protein
Exons: 2
Coding region: 1-1899 (632 amino acids)
Biological process (GO): transmembrane transport
Molecular function (GO): transmembrane transporter activity
Source: RefSeq, a predicted model, not a curated record
AUGCAGAGACAUUCAUCGCAACACCUUUUCAUAGCCGAUAACUCCAACCCCUUUCAGGACACGGCGGCCAUGGCGAAAACAGCGUCAGGAACAGCUUCAAGUUCGGAGUCUCCGUCCACCUCGGUGAUUGAGGGCGGUGGUGCUGGUAUCGAACUAGACCCGUAUCUGGGCGUCAAGGCUAAUCCAAAUUCAAACCCAAACCCAAACGGCAAGACGGAUCCUGCGCUUGAACCCGAGCCUCAGAGCAAUACCAACAUCAACAUCAACACCGAUAUCAUCGACACUGACCCCGAUGGCAGCCCGGUCAAAGACACCGCGCCUCAUGGACAAGAUGGCGAAGAUGAAGAUGCCUCUCAGCCGCCUCACAAGUAUGGUUGGCGCUUCUACGCUAUUUACAGCAGCCUCAUCGCCUCGUCUCUCCUGAGUGCUCUCGACGGCUCCAUCGUCUCAACCGCCCUGCCCACCAUCGCCGAAACCCUCGACAUGGGUGCCAACUCGCCUCUCUUUGGCCAGCUCUCGGACCUCUGGGGUCGUCGCUGGGUCUUUCUCACCAUUCUCGCCAUUUUCACCCUCGGUAGCGGUCUCUGCGGCGGAGCUAGCUCCUCGUCCAUGCUCAUCGCAGGCCGGGCCGUGCAGGGUGUCGGUGCCGGGGGCAUCAACAUGAUGGUCGAUCUCAUCGUGUGUGACCUGGUGCCCAUGCGGGACCGUGGCAAGUUCCUGGGCAUGCUCUUCAUGGUCAUCGGCCUCUUCACGGCGGUGGGCCCUCUCGUGGGUGGUGCCUUUGCCCAAUCCGGCCACUGGCGCUGGGUUUUCUACAUCAACCUGCCCGUUGGCGGGCCCUGUAUGGUCGCCAUCUUCUUGUUCCUGCGCGUCAAGAGCCGCCACGGGGACAGCUCCUUUGCCUCCAAGAUGGGCAAGAUCGACUGGGGCGGCGUCUCCAUGCUCACCAUCUCAACCGUCGGCGUCAUGUAUGCCGUGACCUACGGCGGCUCUCUGCGCAGCUGGACCGACUCGAGCGUCGUGGCCCCCUUGGUUGCUGGCCUGCUGUGCCUCGUCAUCUUUGUUCUUUUCGAGGGCUCCCCCUUCGUGCGCCAGCCCGUCACGCCCUACCACCUCUUCGCCAACCGCACCUCAGCCGUCGCCUACGCCCUCUCCUUCCUGCACUCCGUCAUGGGUAUGUGGAUCAUGUACGUCUUCGCCAUUUACUUCCAGGCCGUCCUCGUCGUCUCACAGACCCUCGCUGGUGUCUACUUGAUGCCCACCGUCAUCGGCUUUCCCAUCGCCGCCGCCGUCGGCGGCACCAUCCUGUCCAAAUGGGGCCGCUACAAGCCAAUCCACUUCAUCGGCUUCGCCCUCUUCACCCUCGGCAGUGGUCUCUGCUCCAUCUUGGGUCACGGCUCGUCGCCCGCCGAGUGGGUUUUCUUCCAGCUCUUCCUCGCCGUCGGCACGGGCCUUGUCAUGGCCUGCCUGCUGCCUGCUGUGCAGGUGAUGCUCAGCGAGACCGAUACGGCCCUCAGCACCGGCACCUGGGCCUUCGUCCGCAGCGUCGGCGUCAUCUGGGGCGUCACCAUCCCCAUCGCAAUCUUUAACAACCGCUUUGACGACCUGCUGGACCUAAUCCAAGACCCGGCCGCCCGCAAGCUGCUCGGCAACGGCCAGGCCUACUCGCACGCUACCGCCGCCGUCGUCAACUCCUUUUCCGGCGCCACCCGCGACCAGGUCAUCGAUGUCUACACCCAGAGCAUCCAGCGCGUCUGGCAGAUAUCGGUGGCCUUUGGCGGCGUCAGCAUGCUCUUGGCCCUGGUUGAGAAGGAGAUCUCGCUGCGAAAGCAUCUGCAGACCGACUUUGGCCUUGACGACGAGAAGAAGAAGCAGACCACCCCGGAAGUGACUGCUUAG